Sorex araneus (European shrew) is the source of this 3576-nucleotide messenger RNA. RefSeq names its product GRB2 related adaptor protein 2 (gene GRAP2). The transcript has 8 exons. Gene Ontology annotation, molecular function: protein binding. Lineage: Eukaryota; Metazoa; Chordata; Mammalia; Eulipotyphla; Soricidae. Bases 183 to 1133 code for a protein of 316 amino acids. The record is from RefSeq and is a predicted model, not a curated record.
AUUGAUCCGUGAGCCAGUCCUGUCUUAGUGUGGUGGCUGGAAGACAGCGGAAGGUGGAUCCGGGCUCUGAAAUGCCGUCAUUUUGAUGUUUGAAUUCAUCUUCCUGCUUGCAAGACAGGAUUCUAAUAACUCGGUGUCCAAGGCGAGAUUCAGCAGCUCUUCUGAAAGCGCCGCCUGACCACAUGGAGGCUGUUGCCAAGUUCGAUUUCAUGGCGUCCGGGGAGGAUGAACUGAGCUUCCACACUGGGGAUGUUCUGAAGAUCCUAAGUAACCAAGAGGAGUGGUUCAAGGCAGAGCUCGGCAGCCAAGAAGGCUACGUGCCCAAGAAUUUUAUAGACAUCCAGAUUCCUGAAUGGUUUCACGAAGGCCUCUCUCGACACCAGGCUGAGAACUUACUCAUGGACAAGGAGGUUGGCUUCUUCAUCAUCCGGGCCAGCCAGAGUUCCCCUGGGGACUUCUCCAUCUCUGUCAGGCAUGAGGACGACGUCCAACACUUCAAAGUCAUGAGGGACAGCAAGGGCCACUACUUCCUGUGGACCGAGAAGUUCCCGUCCCUCAACAAGCUGGUGGACUAUUACCGGACGGCCUCCAUCUCCCGGCAGAAGCAGAUCUUCCUGAGGGACAGAGCCCACGAUGACCAGGGCCCUCGGGGCAGCAGCCUGGACCGGCGCGCGCAGGGAGGCCCCCAUCUCAGCGGGGCCCUGGGGGAGGAGGCCCGGCCGUCCAUGCACAGGAAGCUGUCAGACCAGCCCGCGCCCGCGUCCGCCCAGUACCCCCCGGGACCGCCGGCCCCACACCAGCGCUACCUCCAGCACCCCCACUUUCACCAGGACCGCCGUGGAGGCAGCCUGGACAUCAACGACGGCCACACGGGCCCGGGCACGCCCAGCGAGAUGAACGCGGCACUCAUGCACCGCCGGCACACGGACCCUGUGCAGCUGCAGAUGGUCGGGCGCGUGCGGUGGGCCCGGGCGCUGUACGACUUCGAGGCGCUGGAGGGUGACGAGCUGAGCCUGCGCUGCGGGGAAGUGGUCGAGGUCCUGGACAGCUCGAACCCGUCCUGGUGGACCGGCCGCCUGCACAACAAGCUGGGCCUCUUCCCCGCCAACUACGUGGCCCCUCUGAGCCGGUGAAGACCCCGAGGGGCUCCCAGGCGAGGAAGACGGCUCGAGAGCCUAGACACUCACGGACCCGGGUGGACCCUCAGACACCGGCCGCCCCGAGUCUUCGUCAUCGUCGUCAUCGUCGCGGUCGGGACAGUAACUUAUUGACGAUUUAGUUGGACGAUUGGUCGGUAGGGGAAGAACUAGGUGGAGAAUCAGUCACGGGAGGGGGCGGGGCCGGGCUGGGAAAGAAACGGGAAUCCUCCCUGUCUUGACUCGGGACCUGCUUCCUCCUCGCAGGUGCAGGGGCUGGGGGCCUGGGGGUCCUGCCCCCCUUCCCUCCUGUCGGCCUACCCCCACCCCAUCCCCCUGACCCGCACUGGCUUGAGAAAAAAGGUACAACCCUGAAAUCCUGAGCUGGGGCCAGAAGGAGGGUGAAGGAGGGUGGGAUUCACAGGGGUCCAAGGCCCCGGGCCCUGCCAGGCGCCUGCACAGGGCGCCCACCACCCCCCAGGGCCCCCCCAACUCCCUGGCCCCCUCGCCCCAAACCAUCAUUCCUCAUCUAGUUCCUGUCGCUGAGGCCGAGGCUGAGCUGAGAGGGGGGCUUCCUCAGGGGAACCCGAGUCUCCGGGAAGCAGCACCCCACGCGCCCCGAGUGGUUUCGGGAGCCACAGCCAGGGGGCGCCCUCCGCCAGUCCGGCCCGGCCCAGGCACCUCCGAGACUCGGUUUCUCUCCCCUCUUGGCUUCCUGCGGUUUGCAGCACUGAGGGGUUGAACAAGGGUGCAAGCGGGCAGUGAGAGCGGCUUCCCGCUCUGCUGUACCACGGCCACCACCUGGUCCCACAGCUGCCCCUGGGGCGAGGAGCCCCACGACCACCCUCGUCCCCCGCCCCAACUGCCCCCAGCAGUUUGCCCUGUGCUCACCCCAGGCAGAGCACUGGCCAAGGAGGCUCAGGGGAGCCAGGGAGCAAGCAGGAGUGUGUGCGCAUGUCUGCAUGCAUGUACAUGUAUACCCUGUGCAUCCACGUGGUUGCAUGCACACGUGUGCAUGGAGACCCGAGGACAGCGGCGGUGAGGAGCCCGAGGAAGGCGCCUCCGUUCUUUGUCCUCUUCCUCCCCUGGGGACGGAGGGGGCCACCUUGGGUGCAGGCGAUGGAGGAAGAAAAAGAAUUCCUGACUCCGAAGCAACUGUCAGCCUUUGACUCUGAGUUCCACGCCUCCCUGCCCCCCCCGGCCGCCUUUGGAGACAGAAAGGGGUGGGGUGGGGGGGAGAGCCACUGUGCUGGGUCCUUGUGGGGGCAGAGGAAAUGGCCCGAGAGAGGCCUCGGGAGCGGGAGCACAGAGUGGCUGGAGCCUUGGGGAAGGAAAACGCGGCCGGGAGACGCCAGCCCAGACGUCUGCAGAGAUCGAGGGGCGGGCGAAGGGGCAGGGGGAUGAGGGCUGUAGGACAGAGGUAGUGAUCUGGGCCAGGCAGGGAGCCCCGCCACACACACACACACACACACACACACACACACACACACACAGCAGGUGGGAGGGGAAGGUCUGAGCAGAGAAGUGAGGUGGGGGCUGGGCAGAGCACCCGACGAGAGAGGACGGGCAGAGGAGGCCGAGGCGGCUAUUUUGGUGCUCGGGAUCGUGGACACGUCCGUCCGUCCCAGUACAUAAAGGCAGUGUCUGAUGUCACCGUGUUUACAAACCAGAUGCUCCAAGCCGUGAGGGGGUGGGAGGGCCCCAGCCCCACGUACAGGCAGAGGGAAAAGGCGGGGUGCUGGCCCGGAUUCUUGGCCCUGACACUCUCCUCCAAAGAGCAGAAAUCAAGCCAGCAUCCUUUGGGGCCGGAGAUGGAGACGGUACAGCAGGGAGGGCGACUGCCUGGUACAUGCCCGCCCCGGGCUUAAUCCCCAGCAUCCCAGAUGGUCUCGGGUACCACCCGGAGCGCUUCCUGAGUGCAGAGCCACAAAGGGAAGCGAGUGUCCUCAUUCUGCCUGGUGUCUGUCACACGGCCCGUGGCGGGGAGGGGGGGAGCACAGGGCUGGGGGCGGGCCAGCCUGGCGAGACGGCCCCAGGCAGGGGCUGAGCCUUGGGGCGAGGGUUCUGCCUCACCCCAAGAAGGUCACUGGGGGCAUCUUGUGUGAGGGGAGGAGAGGGUCACCCUCCGUGUUCCGGAAGGAAGCCCCAAGCGUCAGGGCCCAGAGGACAAGGAGGAUGUCACCUCGCAGCCUGGCUGGGCACCGGGGGACGCUGACUCCGCUUGGCUCCCAGUGCCAGCCCGGUGCCACCCAGCACUGGGCCUCUCAGCACCGGGACUUGUGGCAGGUCAGAAAACCCACUGGAUUUGGCCUGGAAUGUUCCGCAGGGCGGGGGUUGCCAGUUCCCGUCAGAUGAGUUGGGUUUCCCCGGCCAGGACUGAGCCCCAGCCCCGCCCACCCGGGGGCCAGCCCCAGGCGCUGCUUCUCAGGAGGGAGGCACC